AUGCCUUUGAGAGAAGAAAGAAAAAUAUGGUUCGACCGGGGAAAUUCAAACAAUAAUAGCGAUAGUCGCUGGAACCAUGGGGCAGCCGUCAACGCCGUUCUAUUCUUAUUCUUUCUAGUCUGGGGAGUACGUACAUUCAGGAUACCUCGACGUACAUAUACCCUGUCCCUGUCGGUCUUGGGGCCGUUGCUUAUUCUUAUUUUCGCCCUCAUCCUCAUCCUCAUCCUUAGCCUUCUCAGCCUUCGACUCAGCCUGACUACAUCUAUUACUCCUCUCCCUUUUAUUUCUCAUCUCUCUACUCUACAAUCUACGCUCAACAGAACACAUGAACUCUUGAAGAUGCCCUCCAAAUUCAUCGAACUUUUCCCCGAAGACGACAACCCUGGCGCCUCCCCCAAGCGCAUCUCCUCCUUCGACGUCCGUCUCGAAGACGUCCUAGCACACCACGAGGCCUCGAUUGGGUUCCGGUCACGCUCCUCCACAUUCUCCUCCAGCAAAGCUAGUCUAGUCGACAAAAUGCCAUCCUACGCGUCGUCGUCAACCAUCUUCUCCUCAUCAUCCACGUCCGCACCAUCGAGUUCGUCAUCGGGGUCAUCAGCAUCGGGGCCAGUUUCGGCAGCAUCUUCGCCCCCAAACCCAUCCUCGUCACGGUGGAAACGCCUCAGCAAUUCUAUUCUCGGCUCGCGGCGGGCGUCGUGA
Aspergillus chevalieri is the source of this 699-nucleotide messenger RNA. RefSeq lists its product as uncharacterized. Lineage: Eukaryota; Fungi; Ascomycota; Eurotiomycetes; Eurotiales; Aspergillaceae. The transcript has a single exon. The coding region runs from base 1 to 699 and encodes 232 amino acids. The record is from RefSeq and is a predicted model, not a curated record.